This is a messenger RNA of Oryzias latipes (Japanese medaka), 2335 nucleotides long. RefSeq names its product succinate receptor 1-like. Gene Ontology annotation, molecular function: G protein-coupled receptor activity. Gene Ontology annotation, cellular component: plasma membrane. Lineage: Eukaryota; Metazoa; Chordata; Actinopteri; Beloniformes; Adrianichthyidae. Gene Ontology annotation, biological process: G protein-coupled receptor signaling pathway. The record is from RefSeq and is a predicted model, not a curated record.
AGUACAUGUCAAAUAUCUGAGUGAAUUCAUGAAAAACAAAGCUGCAUAAAACUUUAUCCUAAUGAUAUGAACUUGAAUUUUUCAAGGAUUAUUUUAAAUGAUUGAGAGAUGUGUAAUAUGUCGUGUUUAGUACACAAAUGUACCAUAAAGUAUAGACUAUAUUAUUUUUGCUUAAAAGCUCAAACUGUAUCAGUGAUGUGUUCAGAGUCAAUGGUAAAGCCAUAGAUCAUUUGAAUAAGGCCAUACCAUAAAUGGGCAGUCAGGUGUUCUGGUAUUGUCAUGUCAAAGGCAUCAUUACCCUCAGCUCUCUGUUUAAUGUUUGCUGUAUACUGUGGAAAAUGUAAUCAAAAGUAUAUUAAUGUUUUUAAGUUAGUCAAGCAAACAUGAGAUAUGUGUGUGUGACUACUUUAGAAAUUUUCAAGACAACGGUCAACAGUAGAUGAAGAGGAAGGGAAGGAUGUGGUUAACAGUGCUUUUGCGCCUAUGGCCUUUAAAAAAAAAACUCCCUAUAUGGUGUAAACAAAGAUCAAAGGUGUGAACAAAUGUCAGAAAAAUAACUCCUUGUAUGGUGUAAACAAAUGCAAAGAAGCAAGACUGAGGAUGUUGACCAUGAAGUGUGAAACAGUAUACCAGUGUUGAACAAAACAAGCCUGUAGAAGCAAGCAGACAGAGUUUAAGCACAGACUUAGUCAGGAGCGGUUGUGAGCAGCUGUGCUGAAAUUCUCCCUUUGCACAGGUGAACCAAAGUUUCAGAGUGUGAGGUCUUAUUUUUAGAACCUUUAACUACAGGAUCCUUCUGACUCCAAAUCAGAACCCGGGGAAGUCAAUUUGGACUUCAAAAAUACAAAUAGUGGUUCCACUGAGUCAUCAACCCACUCAUUCUACACUUCAUCAUAACUACUGGAAUAACGCAAUGGUUUCUAAUUGCACAGAGUUUGUCUCUGUUCUGCAGAAGUAUUACCUGUCACCCCUUUAUGGACUCGAGUUCUGCAUUGGUUUCCCUGGCAACCUGUUGGUUAUUCUCGGUUACCUUUUUUGCCUAAAGGACUGGCAGAGUUGUAAUAUUUACCUAUUCAACCUGGCUGUCUCUGACCUUAUUUUUCUCUGCACGCUGCCAUGCCUCUCCUAUUUUUAUUCCAAUGACUUCCAAGAGACCAAUAUCUACAUUUGCCUUAUCAAUCGCUAUGUUCUGCAUGUCAACCUUUACUCCUCCAUCCUUUUCAUGGUUUGGCUCAGCAUGGAUCGGUUCUUGCUGAUAAAGCAUCCAACAAGGAACCACUACCUCCUGAAACGGCACUCAGCAUUGCUUUUGACAGGCCUGACCUGGCUACUAGUUAAUGUGGAAAUUACGCCAAUGAUCUCUCUAAUGAUACAGGAUUUCAAAAGAGGUAACUGGAGUGUCUGCAAUGAUUUUGCCAGCCUUUCAGGAGACAUCAAUUUGUUAGGCUACAGCUUGGGCUUAACGUUUACUGGUUACGUUCUUCCUCUGCUCGGACUUUGUAUUUUUUCCCAACAAAUUGCGCAUCUGCUCCACGCAAAGGAAAGAGUUCUCCAGUUGAGAGUAUCAUACAAGCGACCUCUGCGGGUGGUUACGUCAGCUGCUGUCUUGUUUUCUAUUCUCUACUCUCCUUACCACAUUCUAAGAAACGUCAGGAUUGCAUCUCAGCCUCCCUGGACGAAGCUGUCUCAGUGUACCAUCAUGAACAUACAGGCACUGUACAUUUUGACCCGACCGCUGGCCUUCCUGCACAGUGUCAUAAACCCUGUCUUCUAUUUUUUCAUGGGAGACAAGUUCAGAAACCUCCUCACCGACAAAAUCCGAAAGAUUGCAAUACAGAGAAAACUUAGAAGAGACCAGUCGUGACUUCCUCUUUUUUAAAUUCUAUCAGACAUUUCUGCAUGUUCACAAGUUAUAAAAAGAAUAAUGUUGCUGUAUUUUUUUUAUGUAAGCUUUUUCUCAAACUUAAACUUGAACUUAAACUGUUUUACUUUUUACCAAUGUGAUACAUUUGAACUGAUGUUUAUAGGCAACAUGCAUGUUGCAUGACACAUUUUUUUAAAUAGAAUGUCAUUUUAUCUGGAAAUAAUAUUCUUGAGUACGUUUGUAAAGGAGCUUUCUUAAAGUCAUUCUUUAUAAAGAAUUAGCUCUUCAGGUGUCCUGGAACUUGCCUUUUACCACAGUUUUGACUUAAAUUAGAGAAAAAAGAAAUUUUCAAUCAAUUGUAACUGCUUGAUAGUUUUUUCACUUACAAUUCUGACCUUAUUUUUAUUCAACAGCUUUUGUUCAAUGUUAUGACUCUGUGUAUGUGUGUGUGUGCGCAUGUGAUCGCGUGUG